Messenger RNA from Gavialis gangeticus (Gharial), 2235 nucleotides. It is a transcript of the gene LARP4, whose product is annotated as La ribonucleoprotein domain family member 4. Gene Ontology annotation, biological process: positive regulation of translation. Bases 10 to 2187 code for a protein of 725 amino acids. Lineage: Eukaryota; Metazoa; Chordata; Crocodylia; Gavialidae. The transcript is spliced from 16 exons. Gene Ontology annotation, molecular function: mRNA 3'-UTR binding. The record is from RefSeq and is a predicted model, not a curated record. Gene Ontology annotation, cellular component: cytosol; cytoplasmic stress granule.
GGGACCGCCAUGCUGCUCUUCGUGGAGCAGGUAACAUCAAAAGGUGCUGGUUUAAAUCCCAAUGCAAAAGUAUGGCAAGAAGCUCCACAGGGAAGCACUGAAGCUGCACAAGUGACCAAUGGCACUGAGCAUUCGUGGCCGGAAACGGCAGCCACAUCAGGGACUCAUGCUGAGGGUAACGUAGAGAUUUCAGAGGAUAGCUGCAAGCAGUAUGAAGUGAUGUAUUCCCCAUCUUGUGAAGCUCCAAGAAAUGGCACAGGUGUUGAGGAAGCAGCUGCUAAUGGACUGGUCCUAGCAACUGAAGAUUUUGGCUACCAAAUUUAUGAUGCUUCUGGUGAAAGAGGCUCUGCUGUGUCUACAGAAGACCUUAAAGAAUGUUUGAAGAAACAACUUGAAUUCUGCUUCUCACGUGAGAAUCUGUCGAAGGAUCUCUACUUGAUGUCUCAAAUGGACAGCGAUCAGUUUAUUCCAAUAUGGACAAUCGCCAACAUGGAAGGAAUUAAGAAGCUGACCACUGAUAUGGACCUUAUUCUUGAAGUAUUGAGAUCUUCUCCUAUGGUACAAGUGGAUGAGAGAGGAGAGAAAGUAAGACCAAACCACAAACGGUGCAUCAUUAUUCUUCGUGAGAUCCCUGAAAUGACCCCUGUUGAGGAAGUUAAGGCUCUGUUUAAAAAUGAAAAUUGCCCCAAAGUGAUAAGCUGCGAGUUCGCUCACAAUAACAACUGGUACAUUACAUUCCAGUCUGAUACUGAUGCACAGCAGGCAUUUAAAUACUUAAGGGAAGAAGUAAAAACAUUUCAGGGCAAGCCAAUAAUGGCAAGGAUAAAAGCCAUCAACACUUUUUUUGCUAAGAAUGGUUACCGGGUAGUGGAUUCCAAUGUCUAUACUCAGCCAGUUCAAACACAAGCACAAUUUGCCUCACCACUGUUUAUGCAGCCUGUUUAUAGUCCUCAGCAGUACUCUAUCUACAGUAUUGUGCCUCAGACCUGGUCUCCAAGCCCUGCACCUUACUUUGAAACACCACUGGCCCCCUUUCCCAAUGGUGGAUUUGUGAAUGGCUUUAGUUCACCAGGAUCAUAUAAGACAAAUGCUGCUUUGAGUAUAGGUCGCCCAUUCCAUAGAAACCGUGUGAAGCCUCACUUCCGGCCCUCGGGUAGCUCGGAACACUCUGCAGAAAGCCCAGCUGCAGUUGGUACUGUGUCGAUAGGGGAUGGACCACUGAACAGAACCAGCUCCAGGAAUUUUGGUGUGGAGCGACAUACCAGUGUGUUGACAGGGCACCAAGAACAAAGCUAUUCUCAGAAGGAUUUGCCAGCCUCACAGAUGGAACAGAAUGGCGACUACAGCAGGGGCAGGAGGAACAUUUUCAGAGGUCGAAGAAGGCGAGAAGAUGACAGGAUUUCACGACCCCAGCCUUUGCCAGAAACGAAGGCUCCAACACCAAAGUUUGACUUGCUUGCAUCCAACUUUCCCCCUCUGCCUGGCAGCACAGCAAAAACGCAAGGAGAGCCUGUGCUGGAGAGCAGAAUGUCUGAUGUUGUGAAAGGAAUCUGCAAAGAGAAGGAGAGCAAGGACUUGCCAGUUACUUGUCCAGCUUCUGCUCAAGAAGAGCAGACGCCUUGUACAGCUCAGCAGCCUGUCACAAGUGCAAGUUCGCCAAGCAGGACUGAGGAUCCUGUGCUAAGCACAACUCAGACCGACAGCAAGCCAGACGAGGUUUCUGCUGAGAAAGAAGCAACAAGCCAUGCUUCCCCACCUGUGUCUUUCUGUCCUGUUGCUGCGAAACCACCAAGGACAAAUACCACUUCAUCCUCUACCAAUGCAAAUGCAGCACCUGCUGUGACAGUACAGGAACCACGCAAGCUAAGCUAUGCCGAAGUUUGCCAGAAACCCCCAAAGGAGCCGACGCCAGGUCCUGUUCAGCCACUGAGGGAGCUUCGUACCAACAUUGUUUCCCCUGCCAAAAAUGAAGAAAACGGUACUCCUGAAAAGGCUUUGGAAAGGCCCCAAGAGAAGCUUGAAGGCCGAAUGAAGGAUUACUCUGGGUUCAGAGGCAAUGGGCCUCCUAGGGGAGCUGCUGGGAAAAUCAGGGAACAGAGGCGUCAGUUUGGACGCAGGUCAUCGCCUCAGGGAGCACCGCGGCGUAUCGGCAAGGAGCAGUACGUGCCGCCCCGAUCACCAAAGUAAAACUCGUCCAACUCUCUUCUCUCUCUUUAAAUUGAGCUGUGGACUAAA